AAAAUCUCUUCCACCUCUAUACUAAUUUCCUAUGUUUUCAUUCCCCUGUUUUUCCAAUAUAGUUCAACUUUUUUGCUAUCUCAUUUCUUUAAUUUCACAAGAGAAAACAGAUAAAUACACCAAAACCCAAUUCAUAAAUUCAUAUAAAAUUUCAAAGUUCUCCAAGAAAUUCACUCUUUUUGUUUACAUGUUCUGUUACACAAGAUAUAUUGGCACACAUCAAUGCUAGAGAUUAAUGUUUCCAUCAAUUGGUGAAAAUUUUCUUUCAGGUUUUAUGGUAAGUUCUUUGUUUAGACGCAGGACCCAUCUUGUUCAAUCUUUCUCUGUUGUGUUCCUUUACUGGUUUUAUGUUUUCUCAUGAACAAACAAACAUAUACAUACACCUUUCAUAUAUCUAUCCAUUUAACUAUUAUUCACUAAAUAAAUAUAUUUUUCUAUCUGGGUCCUGUGUCAUAUUUUCUUUUCUUUGAGAAUUUAUUUUAUUUUAGUUGUGUUUAAGUUUCUAGUAUACAUGAAUUCUCCGAAUGGAAAUUCAUCAGGGUCAGCUCGGAUCCAGAACUCUGGAUCCGACGACCCUUUGCUUGAUCAAAGAAAGCAAAAACGCAUGCUUUCAAACCGUGAAUCAGCUAGGAGAUCAAGAAUGAGGAAACAAAAGCAUGUUGAUGAUCUAAUGGCUCAAAUCAAUCGACACAAAGUCGAUAACAAAGAGAUCAUCACCACCUUGAAACUCACCUCACAACAAUUUGUUCAAGUUGAAGCAGAAAAUUAUAUAUUGAGAGCACAAAUUGGUGAGCUAAGCCAAAGGCUAAAUUCCCUUGAUGAAAUUAUUAGUUUCAUGAAUUAUGGUGGAACUAGUAAUAGUAUUUGCAUGAGCAAUGGUAAAAGUGGGAUGAUUGAGGUUGAUUUUGGGCAAUAUGAGUUCUUUAAUAAUCAAGGAGGGAAUAUGAUGUAUAUGAAUCAACAACCAAUCAUGCAUGGUUUCUGUUAGUGAUAUGUGUGUGAUUAUCACUAGUGAUUAUAUGUUCUUGCAUGAAUGAAUAGUGGUGGCAGGAUAUAUGAUGUAAUGUUGGGUUGUAUCUUUUUGGUUGGUGUUGAUUGUGGGGUUAGUUAUUCAAACUUUUUGGUUUUUAAGCUUAUCCAGAUCAAUUUAUUGCUUACAUAUGUAAGCAUAUAAAUGGAAGUUGAUAAACCUAUAAACCAAAAACAAUAAGAUUAUUGGUUUUUUUAAAAAUUCAAUAUGCCAGGUCAACCCAAAAAUUAUGUCUUUACAUACAUAUAUACACAAGUUUAAUGUGCAAGUAGUGUAUGUAUCUUUAGCAUUUCUCAUUAAUUAUCUAAUAUUCUAAUGCAUGUAUUGUCAAUGUGUGGAAUAAAGUUUGGAAAUAGUUAAGCAUUCAUAUCUUGGCA
Messenger RNA from Erigeron canadensis, 1407 nucleotides. RefSeq names its product bZIP transcription factor 11-like. Lineage: Eukaryota; Viridiplantae; Streptophyta; Magnoliopsida; Asterales; Asteraceae. Gene Ontology annotation, biological process: positive regulation of DNA-templated transcription. The coding region runs from base 512 to 988 and encodes 158 amino acids. The transcript has a single exon. The record is from RefSeq and is a predicted model, not a curated record. Gene Ontology annotation, molecular function: DNA-binding transcription factor activity; transcription cis-regulatory region binding. Gene Ontology annotation, cellular component: nucleus.